AUGUCGAGAAAAAAAGCAGUGACUUUGUCAAUGCAACAACGGCUACAGGUCCUUGAGGACUUGAAAACAUUAUCCAUUUCAACCGUUGCUGCAAAGUAUCAGGUACAUCAAAUAACCAUUCGUCACAUAAAGAAGAACACGGCCUAUAUUCUCGAAUUUGCUGCAAAAAGCAAAGGACACCUACAACGGCAAAGGUUAAGAAAACCGUUGUUCGAGGAAUUGGAGUACCGCUUGUUUACGUGGUUUGUACAAAGAAGAACUCUUGGGGAUUUUAUAUCCGAUAGUUUAAUGUUGGAAAAAGCUGCAGAUAUGAAACUGGAUAUUCCAUCUUGUUCCAAUGGUAAAAUUAGUACAUCGUGGCUUGCUAAAUUUAAAUCUCGACAUGACAUACGUUUAGUUAAAGCCUAUGGGGAAAAAGCAAGUAUAGACGAAGAUGGAGCAAAGGAAUUUGUUCAAAAUUUUUGGCAAUUAAUACAAGAAGAGGAUAUUAAUCUGCACCAUUUUUACAAUAUGGAUAAAAGUGGUCUUCUCUGGAAAGCGUUUCCAACAAAAACGCUUUCUUGCGAUAAAAAUGUUGUAAAUGGAUAUAAAAGUCGCAAAGACCGAUUUACAUUAGGAUUCUGCGCUAACGCGACUGGAACAAAUAAAAUGAUACCUUUAAUUGUGUAUAAGUACCAUAGUCCAAGAGCAUUGAAGCAUGUAUUACACAGGCUUCCUGUAAUCUUUAAAGCCCAAAAAAAUGCGUGGGUUGACAAACAAAUAUUUGUAAGUUGGUUUGAAAGCCAUUUCGAACCAUCGGUGCGCGUACAUCAAUUGAAAAAUGGCACCGUUGGGAAAGUAAUUUUAUUACUGGACAAUUGCGCUGCGCAUAGAGUGCCCGAAGAUCUAAAACACCAGGAAGAUUUUAAAAUAAUAUAUCUACCGCCAAACACGACGUCGAUCCUACAACCCAUGGACCAGGGCAUAAUUGCAAAAACGAAAAAACUAUACAGGAAGCAUAUGCUUCAAACAGUGUUGACGUAUGCAGGAGAAAUAUUAAUACAAGCGUGGUCCGAGGUAACUGUGGAAAAUUUAAAAAAUGGCUGGAAUAGACUAAUUGCGGAGCCUUCAAUUGCCACAUAUCCGGAAGAAGAGGAACAGUUAGAAGAAUUAAUUUCAGCAAUAAGCGAAGGAGAAAUUUCACCUGCAGUAGCGACAGCAUUCCUAUCUGCAUGUUCACAAGAAGAAGAAAGUGAAGAAAAUGAAGAUGCGUGUGAAAGAUUCGUCGCCGAGAAUUCAGAAUUACCUUCUGUACCGACUCCAUGUGGUCCGGAACCACUUCGCCAAAUGGCUCCGGAGGUACCUUUAGCCGGCGUGUAUUUCUCCCCGCGCUUGCGAGAUGGCACCAACCACCCCGUUUUCCGUACAGGAGAGUUUCAUAGUACUACCAGCACCGUGUGA
Molecule: messenger RNA, 1440 nt
Organism: Habropoda laboriosa
Lineage: Eukaryota; Metazoa; Arthropoda; Insecta; Hymenoptera; Apidae
Product: tigger transposable element-derived protein 2-like
Exons: 5
Coding region: 1-1440 (479 amino acids)
Cellular component (GO): nucleus
Molecular function (GO): DNA binding
Source: RefSeq, a predicted model, not a curated record